Phoenix dactylifera (date palm) is the source of this 3061-nucleotide messenger RNA. Its product is annotated as Transducin/WD40 repeat-like superfamily protein. NCBI's taxonomy places the organism in Eukaryota, Viridiplantae, Streptophyta, Magnoliopsida, Arecales, Arecaceae. Gene Ontology annotation, molecular function: protein binding. The record is from RefSeq and is a predicted model, not a curated record. Gene Ontology annotation, cellular component: small-subunit processome; Pwp2p-containing subcomplex of 90S preribosome. Gene Ontology annotation, biological process: rRNA processing.
CUGACAGGGUGAGAACAACAAACUUCAUGAAAUCAACCAUUGUGGUUAGAUUUUCAAAGGUCUUCAAUGGCUUCCUCUUCCCCCCCAAGAAACUCUUCCUUUUUGGAGGCGUUCACAAUUCCACUGCUUGAACCUGCUGCAAACAGAGAUGUGCCUAGUUCAGCCCUAGCACCCUAAUUGUGCUCUUCUAAAUUUCUCCGCCACUGGGAAUCACUAGAGCUGCCUACUAUACCUCGCAUCCCUACUUCUCAAGUCCACCGCUCAGCGACUCAGGUAGUAUCCCUUCUCCUCUCCUUUUCUUUUAUUCUUCUUAAUAUAUUCAUGGAUCCAUAGAAUCCACCGCUCCACCAUCCUUCUUCCCCCAUUAUCUCCUUCCUAGGUUGUUCUCCGACCACUAGCACAGCCACUGCUACCUGCUUGUCAUAAUUCCAUUAUUAAUAGACCAACAUGUUUUACCAGAAAUGGCUAUGCAACUAGGGUCCGCAGCAUUAAACCUUUGAAAGAAGUAAUCUUGCACCUUGCUCAAAUGAACCUUUGAAAUAAGUAAAACUUGCACUUUAUUCGCUAAAACUGCAAAUAAGCCGGGUUGACCUGAUCCGACCCUACCUCCUUAAACCCGAACUAUCCCAUGUUAAAAGAUCCAUAGGGCAGGAUCGAGUUCUAAGAUUAGAUUAUUAUUAUUUUUGGAUCAGAUUUAAAUUUACUAAAUUCAAAACGAAAUCCAAUCUGACUCAAUUUACUUAAUUUUUUUUUUAAAAAAUUGAAUUUCUAAUCCUACGACCGGACAGAUCUAACCCGAAUCGGAAAAAUCAUUGACCAUGACCCGUCCGCGUGCCGCGAGGCCCGCGACCCGUCCGUGAACCGUAACCCGCUCGCUCUCAGACCUCACUAUCCCCCAAUUCCCAAAUCACUAAUGCCUACGACCGAAAUCUCUCAUUCAUUCCCAUCGGCCAUCUCUCUCUCUCCCGUUAGGGUUCUCUCUCCCAUCGCGACCGUGACUAUUCCUCAACCCGUCUAGACCAUCGGCCGUCGGCCGUUCGUGAGCAUCGCCCAUCGCGAUCGAUCUCCACCUUAGUUCGUGCAGCGAAUCGGUCUCUUCGGCGCCGUCCGGCGACUUCGGCGUUUUCGUUCCCACUCUCGAGUUCUUUUGCGAAGAAAAUGAGUUUGAUUUCUCAAAAUAUGCUCCCCAAGAAACGAAGAGAGAAGAUUGAUGGAGAAGCAGCUGAUGGGUUGGUUGAUGAACAUAAACUGAAGAACUCGAAGAGGAAGAAUAGAGGCAGAGAUUAUGACUUGUUGGAGGGAAAUAGAGAGCAGGAGAAGGAGAUGAAGAAGCUGGAGAGCUUCUUGUUUGGUACCCUUCACUCCCCUGUGGAAUUUGGCAAGGAAGCUGGUGGAGAAGAGGAGGAGGUGGCUCAGGAUGUGCCUUUGUUCUUCGUGGAUAAGUCCACCGGCGAUGAAAUGGUAGUCUAUGAAGAGGACUUGCAUUCUCGAAUUGAAGAACGGCGUAAGGAAGAGAAGAAGCCAGCAUGGGUUGAUGACGAGGAGGAAAGGACGGAGGUGGACAUAGUGAAGGUCAAUAGGUUGAGGAAGCUUAGGAAGGAGGCUGAUGAGCGUGUGAUAUCAGGUGCAGAUUAUGUGGCUAGACUACGCGCCCAGCAUGCUAAGCUGAAUCCUGGAACAGAAUGGGCACGUAUUGACCAGAAAUCUGCCCAUGUUGGUGCUUCCGAUGAUGAAUCCGAUGAUGAAAGCGGUGUCACGGUUGCCCAUGGAUAUGAGGAUAUGGAAGGUGGUGAUAUUCUCCGGAGCAAUGAUAAGCUUGUUGUUAAAGGUAGGGAUAAGCUGUUGCCAGGGCUGUUGGAGUACUCAAGGCUAAUGAAUGCCAAUUCAGAGGAGCCUUCCAAUGGUCCUAUCAAUUCAGUUCAGUUUCAUAGGAAUGGCCAAUUGCUGCUGACUGCUGGACUGGACAGAGGGUUGAGGUUUUUCCAGGUUGAUGGAAAGCACAACACUAAGAUACAGAGCAUAUUCAUUGAGGACUGCCCGAUAUAUAAGGCUUCAUUUUUGCCUGAUGGGUCUGAGGUCAUAAUUUCUGGCAGAAGGAAGUUUUUUUACAGCUUUGAUUUGGUGAAAGCGGCCGUAAGUAAGAUAGGUCCUUUGACGGGGAGGGAGGAGAAAAGUCUGGAAGUUUUUGAGGUUUCCCCUGAUUCGAGCACCAUUGCAUUCAUCGGUAAUGAAGGUUAUAUUCUUUUGAUGUCGUCAAGAACAAAGGAACUGAUUGGAACUGUCAAGAUGAAUGGAAGCGCACGUUCUUUGGCUUUUGCUGAUGGUGGGCAGCAGCUAUUGAGCAGUGGUGGUGAUGGGCAAGUUUAUCACUGGGAUCUUAGGACAAGGAGGUGCAUCCACAAGGCUGUCGAUGAAGGGUGUAUAGUGGGUUCAGCCCUCUGUGUUUCACCAGACAACUCUUUGUUUGCAGCAGGUUCAAGCAGUGGAAUUGUGAAUGUCUACAAAAGGGGAGAGUUUCUUGGGGGAAAGAGGAAGCCAUUGAAGACCAUUGAAAAUCUAACCACAAUGGUUGAUUUCAUGAAGUUUAAUCAUGAUGGACAGAUUUUGGCUAUUAGCUCAAGAAUGAAGAAGAAUGGUCUAAAAUUGAUACAUGUUCCAUCUUUUACCGCCUUCUCAAACUGCCCCCCUCCCAGAUUUAGUUUGCAUUACCCACGUGCUUUGGAUUUCAGUCCUCAUGGAGGUUUCAUGGCCAUGGGAAAUGCUGGUGGAAAGGUUCUGUUGUACAAGUUGCAUCAUUAUCAAUAUGCAUAAACCAUUGCGGCAGUGGUCGGCAACUCUGGCUUGUGGUAUCAUACUUUUCUUUAACCUAUUGAGCUGGCAGUUUUUAAUACCUUCAGUUGUGGUUAGUAUUAUUUUCUGUGUUGAUGUCUUUUUGUUUAUUAAUGGUAAUCAAUGUAAUUUUUCCCUUUAGGAUGUCGGUAUGUUGGCAUGAAGUAUUGCAUAAACCAAAUUAGUUGGCUGGAUUGAAUUUGACUGGCAUUAUUAUUUUAAUUCUCUCUCU